This is a messenger RNA of Talaromyces proteolyticus, 1415 nucleotides long. RefSeq names its product putative methyltransferase LaeA-like protein. NCBI's taxonomy places the organism in Eukaryota, Fungi, Ascomycota, Eurotiomycetes, Eurotiales, Trichocomaceae. Bases 95 to 1147 code for a protein of 350 amino acids. The record is from RefSeq and is a predicted model, not a curated record. Gene Ontology annotation, molecular function: methyltransferase activity. The transcript is spliced from 11 exons.
GUGUGUGCGUGUGAGUGGAUGUGUCUGGCAACGAACUAUCGCCCGUUUUUUUAUACACGACUCCGACGAAAAUCGAGCUUGAAAUCCCGUUUCCAUGGAUAGUCUUACUAUGGAUAUUGAGGACGACGACAUCAUCAUGCCCUCCAAUCCGCAGCCAUCACUAAGCCAUCAUGGAAAUAUCGAAGCUGAUGAUGCCCUGACCGAUUCGGACUCCGCCUUCCAGGGCUCAAUCGGUGACGAGAGUUAUACUUCGUCCAUCUCAGACAGUGUGAGAAACUACAAAUAUGAAAAUGGGCGAAGGUAUCAUGCCUUCAAAGAAGGUGCCCAUUUCUUGCCCAACGACGAGAAUGAACAGGCCCGGAUGGAUCUUGCUCAUCACAUUUAUCUCAUGCUCACCGGCGGCAAACUAGCUAUGGCUCCAAUUCACAACCCACAGCGCGUUCUCGACCUCGGCACUGGAACAGGAAUAUGGGCAAUCGAUUUUGCAGAUGAACAUCCAAAUGCUUUCGUCCUAGGCAAUGAUUUAAGUCCCAUCCAACCAUCAUGGGUCCCUCCAAACCUCCAAUUUGAGGUUGACGACUUCGAAAGUGACUGGUCAUACUCCCAAAAAUUCGACUUCAUCCACGGCCGAGAGAUGGAAGGCAUGGUCAAAGACUUUGACCGUCUAUUCCAGCAAACAUACAAAAACCUAGUUCCAGGGGGAUGGGCCGAGUUCCAGAGCAUCGAGCUCAACUGCUUCUGUGAUGACGACUCGCGAAAAAAGGCCACCGCAUGGGUGACAUGGUCUGAGAACUUGCACAAAGCUGCUCGUACUUUUGGAAAGAAUAUGCGCACCGUCCGCACAUGGCCCGACAGGCUGAAGCAGGCCGGCUUCCAGAAUGUCCAGACUGUCGCAUUCCCGAUCCCUUUCAACCCAUGGCCUAAGGACCCCAAGCUCAAGGAAAUUGGUCGCUACCAGCAAUUGCAUAUGUUCGAAGGCAUGACAUCGUACAGUUUGAAGCUAUACACCAGUGUCCUAAAAUGGAAAAGGGAAGACAUCGAAGCGCUACUCUCUGAGGUGCAAAAGAUCCUCAAGGACCGCACGAUUCAUAUAUACACUAUGGUCCAUUUUAUUUACGGCCAAAAACCUCUGGAUGCGAAAGAUUAGACUGAAUUUCUACGUAUAUAUUUUUCCUUGUACAUGGCCGGGAACGGCUGGAUUUGAUUUUGCAAAAGAAUUUUGUUCCUCCUGUCUUUGUUUAUUUUAGUUUUUAUUUUUAAUUGUAUAUAUUGACUUUUUUACUACACCUUUUUUUAUUUUUGAAGUUUUGGCCGUUUUUAAAUAUCAAUUGAUCUACACAUUUGCUACCUGCAACUCAACAACGGGCCAAAAUUCAAGUCUCAUGAAAUCCCAUUAGUUAUCUACAGGUUUCUUU